Messenger RNA from Capsella rubella, 696 nucleotides. RefSeq lists its product as uncharacterized. The record is from RefSeq and is a predicted model, not a curated record. The annotation marks the transcript as partial. The transcript is spliced from 2 exons. Lineage: Eukaryota; Viridiplantae; Streptophyta; Magnoliopsida; Brassicales; Brassicaceae.
GGAGUUAGCGAUCUGGAACUGGACGGAGGAGUGAUGGUAGAAGUCGUCGUCGAUUUCCCUUCAGGCAAAGACUCUCAGCAAAAUGUAGUCAAGGAAAACCGGAAGAAUAUUGACAGGUCAGGAGGAGUGACCAGUAGUGACUGUCGGAUCACCUUUUACGCACUAGCUUUCGUAUUUGUCUUCCACAAUCUCGUUGGAUCUAUCUUAGUUAUAUGGUUCGACCUCUGCACCGACGCUGGCACCUUGCACAAGUUACUGUAUGUCUUCUUGUCUGCUGCAACCAUUCCAUACAUUGGUUUGCUAUUCGUUUGCUUGCGCAAGGAUGUUCCAGUCCCGAGUUAUCGGCUAGGAGCUGAGCGGCGGUCUGGGAUCUACCUAGCUAUAAUGGUUGUCAUUUAUUGCAUAUCCUACGGCGUCCAGGACGUUGAGGUGAUAAUUGAAAUGUCAUCACUGGUGACUAUGACUACAAUAGGAGUCAUUGCAAUCGUUCAGCUUCAUUCUCCUGCCGAAGAUUUUGAUCCCUGCCAAAACGUAUUCAUACUAUUUCUAGUAGUGUUUUCUAGUCUUCUUGGUUGGCUAGCACAGGAGUCAUGGAUGAACCUUCUCCUUAGCCUCUCUAUGUUCAUCUUUGCCACAUCUCUCGUCAAAUCCUACUGCUUGGUUGCAGACCGCCGUGGCCUCUUGUUCUUCGUAUAG